Messenger RNA from Psilocybe cubensis, 3027 nucleotides. Its product is annotated as Protein VAC14-like protein. Gene Ontology annotation, cellular component: fungal-type vacuole membrane; PAS complex; endosome membrane. Gene Ontology annotation, biological process: phosphatidylinositol biosynthetic process; positive regulation of kinase activity. The record is from RefSeq and is a predicted model, not a curated record. The transcript has 14 exons. NCBI's taxonomy places the organism in Eukaryota, Fungi, Basidiomycota, Agaricomycetes, Agaricales, Agrocybaceae. Bases 1 to 3027 code for a protein of 1008 amino acids.
AUGGACACCGCCAUAGCGAGGCAGCUCAUAGACAAGAUCUACGAGAAGCGGAAAGCAGCAGCACUCGAGCUUGAGCGGCAAAUCCGAGAAUGUGCACAGCAAGGGGAGCAGAAACGUAUCAGUCAAAUUAUCGACCAGCUGGUCGAGAUGUUCAACAAUGCCUCGAAUCCUUUGCACAUUAGGAACGGAGGUCUGAUCGGUCUCGCUGGAACCGCAAUUGCACUGGGCGUAGACAUUGCUCCGUACAUGGAGAAGUUUGUUGGCCCAUUACUGGAUUGUUUUGUCGAUCCCGAGAACAGAAUCAGAUACUUUUCCGCGGAAUGUUUGUAUAACAUCGCCAAGGUUUCAAAAGGAGAGGUUCUUGUAUACUUCAAUGCUAUCUUCGAUGCAUUGAGCAAGCUUGCAGCCGACUCAGAACUGUCUGUCAAGAAUGGCGCUGAACUAUUGGAUCGACUCCUGAAGGAUAUCGUGGCAGAGUCCGCCUCUGUUUACAUUCCUCUCUACCCUGAAACUGAGAAAGUACGCGAUGAACGCGAAGAGCUGCCGGGGGUCUUAGUCCCUUUACCUGAUAGCUCUCCCGGGGAUGUCAAGAUCAAGAAAGCAUUCUCUCUGGCCCACUUCAUUCCACUUCUACGUGAACGAAUUUACGUCGUCAGUCCGUUCACUAGAAGUUACCUUGUCUCCUGGAUCAGUGUUCUGGACUCAGUUCCUGAACUGGAACUCAUAACAUAUCUUCCGGAAUUUCUGGAUGGAUUACUGAAAUACCUGUCAGACCCGACUGAGGAUGUCAGAGUUGCUACUGAGAACUUGCUUGCCGAUUUCCUACGCGAACUUCGCGACGUUACCAUUGUCUCACGUCAACUUAAUCAACAGACCAAGUCGAAGGCUCCGACCGAUUCUUUACGCAAAGCAGAUGUAGACGGCGAGAAACUACCAGAUCUUACUCGCGAGAAUGCUGAGCGUGCAUUAUAUAUGCUGGAAAACGACGAGCACCGUUCAGCUAAUAACCAUCUUGGGGGUGGGGAGGAUUAUUAUUCGGAUGAGGAUGAUCGGGAUAUUGGAGCCUGGAUACCUGGUCAGGGAGUCAGAGUCGACUAUGCUGCUAUCAUUGAAAUUCUUCUUGAGCAAUUGGAAAAUGAUCACGACGAAAUUCAACAGUCUACGGCUCUGAGAUGGCUUGCAGAGUUCCUUACCUUUGCGCACGAAGUGAUGAUUCCUUUUACACCUCGGUUGCUCACUGCAAUUCUCCCAAAUCUUGCUCAUCAUGCUGUUAUGAUUCAAUCCGCUGCAAUUCGCACAAAUAAACUCCUCCAGAACGUUAUUCAAAAGCUCCCAUCGCCACAAGAUCCGCCGCCACAUAAACCACCUGUUACAGAGAAAUCGAAUCUGCCAACCAGAACUCCCAGAUCACCAGAGCCUGUACCAAUAGCAUCAACAUCGACAAACAAUCCUACAAAUUCACGGCAAUCGACAUUAAGUUCCCAGAAUUCCAGAGAAACUUCAUCUCCCGAGUUGACUCUGGAUUCUAAUACAUCGUACCUUCCCACACGAGGACGACCCAGCAAUGCCGACCUUACAUUAACACCCCGGCCCGGCCAACCUGCUGAAAUCCUUCCGACUGCUGGUAGUAGACCACAUUCACCAGUUUCUUUUGCUAGCUCUGGUGUCAACGGUAAUGCCGUGAAUGUGCAUGUACAAGAGGAUGCCGAUCCAUUCGACUACCAGAAGACUGUCGAUGAACUCACGGUACAGUUCCUCAGUGAAUUUGAAGAGACUCGUGUGGCGGCUCUGAAGUGGAUGAUCAUGCUGCACCAGAAGACUCCAAAAAAGAAUUUGGCCAUGGACGACGGGACAUUUCCAGCGUUGCUGAAGAUACUAUCAGAUAGCUCUGAAGAGGUCAUCAAGCACGACCUGCAAUUGCUCGCUCAAAUUUCAUCGAGCUCAGAAGAGAGCUACUUCAAAGUCAUGAUGAAUUUAUUGGGACUCUUCAGCACUGAUAGGAGCCUUCUGGAAACCCGAGGAAGCCUUAUUAUUCGUCAAUUGUGUUUGAAUCUUAACACGGAGAAGAUAUAUCGCACAUUUGCUGAAAUAAUCGAGAAAGAAGAUGCAAAAUUUGCGAGCGUCAUCGUGCAGAAGUUAAACAUCAUAUUAAUAACAUCACCGGAACUUGCAGAUUUUAGAAAGCGACUCAAAAGUGUUGACACAAGACAAGACGGGCAAGCUCUAUUCACUACACUUUACAGAUCAUGGUGCCACAACGCAGUGUCGGUGUUCUCUUUGUGUCUUUUAGCUCAAGCCUAUGAACAUGCUUCAAAUCUCUUGUAUAUUUUCGCCGAUCUUGAAAUCACAGUCCCCAUGCUUGUUCAGAUCGAUAAGCUUGUCCAACUAAUCGAGUCGCCUGUCUUCACAUAUAUUCGUUUACAAUUGCUGGAACCAGAAAAAUACCCACACCUUUUCAAGUGUCUAUAUGGCAUUCUCAUGUUAUUGCCCCAAAGCUCAGCCUUCGUUUCACUACGCAAUCGACUUAACGCAGUAAACUCUGCAGGAUUUUUGCAAAUUGCUCCCAAGUCCAAUGCUGGUUCCGUCUCUGGUCGUUCAAAGCUCGGACGAGACGAAAUUAAGUGGCAAGAUCUUCUUCUCCAUUUCCGCACAGUGCAAGCUAGACAUGAAAAGGCGCGAAGGCAGGCUCUAGGAAACGACAAUUCACCGAUAACAGGGUUCCCAGAAGACAGGAUUGGCGAAACACCGGACAAGGUCGGCAAAGUUGCUUCCCCUGGCGCACGGCCACCAAUGCGCAGAAGGGUUACAGGAGAUGUAUCAAUGCCGAAUAUCAUUCCGAUGCCACCCGCGCCAUCAAGAGCAGGUGCACUUUCCCCCCUAAAUCCCAAGUCUCGGGGGGCGGGUGGGUUGACGAGCCUGAUGGGUUCAAAUAACGUACCUAAUUUGUCGCCCAAUUUGAACCCUGCUGCGGCAUUGACCCUUGCCCAGAAACAGCGACGCCCUCCGCUAGAAUUGAAUCGCAAGUAG